Molecule: messenger RNA, 791 nt
Organism: Owenia fusiformis
Lineage: Eukaryota; Metazoa; Annelida; Polychaeta; Sabellida; Oweniidae
Source: the annotation of a GenBank genome assembly
GAAAGUGAAGAAUUAUAAUGAUGAUUAUCAUGUCUAGUGAAAUAUUCAUUCUGAUCUUUAAAUGAUCUUUUGGUAUGAUCCCUUAGCUUUAGUAAUUACAUAUGUGCAUAUGCAGGAAGAGUCUGUCACACUUGGACAACAACAGAAAACAUUAAGAUGAUCCUGCCUUUAAUGAUCCUUGUAGCACUGUCGUGCAUAUCACAUUGUGAUGCAAAAUGUAGUAAAUAUGUCUGGGCACAUAUAGAAAAUACCUGUAUUAAAAGUGAAAACGUGAAGAUAUUCACAUCCAGCAAUGUAUUUGACUGUAUGCAAGCAUGUGAGGAUGAAACCACAUUUACGUGCAGGUCAAUUGAUUACCAUUCUGGUGCUAAGGAAUGUCAUCUCGCAAUAAGACAUUCUGGAAAUUGGCAACUCAGCAGUCCAUGUUAUCUGGCAGGGUGGCAAUAUGCAGAACGAUGAACUCGAGAACAUUGGAGCUGGUAUGACCUGUCAAACACAUGCAUUAAGGGUCAGAAUAUACAUGCCUUUACAACUACUUCAUUAAGCGCAUGUAAGGAGGCAUGCACGAAUUAUGGAGAUGGUUUUACUUUCGACUACAGAGCAUCAGACAAGACAUGCCACCUUCAAUCAGUGUAUUCUGGCACAUCUGUGUUAAGCAGUCCAUGUUAUUUAAGUGGAUGGUAUUAUGCUGAAAGAUUGUACUUUUAAUCUACAUGCAGAUCUCUACAACAGCAAUUUGAAAUUAUAAUGUAAAAUCUAACAUUGAUUGAAUAAAAUGUUGACUUUCAAAA